This is a messenger RNA of Condylura cristata (star-nosed mole), 607 nucleotides long. It is a transcript of the gene ACOT13, whose product is annotated as acyl-CoA thioesterase 13. Gene Ontology annotation, molecular function: fatty acyl-CoA hydrolase activity. The transcript has 3 exons. The record is from RefSeq and is a predicted model, not a curated record. The coding region runs from base 188 to 604 and encodes 138 amino acids. NCBI's taxonomy places the organism in Eukaryota, Metazoa, Chordata, Mammalia, Eulipotyphla, Talpidae.
GGAACGUUUGUGCGCGAGUCGCAGGGGACAGUGGCUGCAGGAGCGCUAGCUACCAGAUCCCAAAUUCUCGGCGUGAGUGAGAGGUUUACGUACUCCCUGCCCUCGGUGUCCUCGUUCUUUUGCAAACUUCAGGGUUUCAGCUAGGUUCAUUCUUGUGAAGGACCCAGACGCCGGCAGGUGAUCCACGAUGGGCUCCAUGACACAGACUGUGCAGGAGGUGGUGAAAGCCAUGAAGAAGCUUCGCUGUUUUGAUAGAGUGUUGGAAAAGGUGACUGUUGUCUCUGCUGAUCCUGGGAAAGUGAUUUGUGAAUUGAAAGUAGAAGAGGAGCAUGCCAAUAAGUUAGGCACACUCCAUGGAGGCCUGACAGCCACCUUGGUGGAUAACAUAUCAACACUGGCUCUGCUAUGCACAGAAAGGGGAGCACCUGGAGUUAGUGUGGAUAUGAACAUAACGUACAUGUCACCUGCUAACAUAGGAGAAGUAGUGGUGAUUACAGCACAAGUUCUGAAGCAAGGAAAAAGACUUGGAUUUGCCUCUGUGGAUCUGACCAACAAGGCCACAGGAAAAUUAGUAGCCCAAGGCAGACACACAAAACACCUUUGAAGC